Exophiala oligosperma is the source of this 1074-nucleotide messenger RNA. RefSeq lists its product as uncharacterized. Lineage: Eukaryota; Fungi; Ascomycota; Eurotiomycetes; Chaetothyriales; Herpotrichiellaceae. The transcript has 9 exons. Bases 1 to 1074 code for a protein of 357 amino acids. The record is from RefSeq and is a predicted model, not a curated record.
AUGUCAGCUCAAGUUGUGAAACGAACCUUUCAGGCUGAGCCCAAUGGCCGAAUUUUGGCUUGGGCUGAGCAGGACAACUGGACGGAUGAGCGAGGGCCUCUGGGGGUGGAGCGUGACAGCCCUCCGCUCGCUCCUCUCACCGCUGAGAGCCCGCAAUGGCUUCGCGACCUUCACAUAAAUGGCUGGGCCAUAGUCAAAGGCGCGGUGCCGAAAGAAAGAGCUCUCAACUAUGCUGAAAAGGCGGAAGAUUGGCUCGAAGGCUUCAAAAUGGGAUAUAAACGGGACGAUCCCUCGACCUGGAAGUCUACAAACAUUCCUCGACAUCGAUUCGGAGGGCUUUUUGACCACUUCUCCUUCGCCCACGCUCAAUUUGUAUGGGAUUGUAAAUCAGAGCCGGGUGUCAGAGAGAUCUUUGCGGAGAUCUGGGGUACAAAUGAACUUACGGUUUCAUUUGACGGAGGGACACUGGCUUUUCCGACGCCCGACGAGCCUGAUCAUGGCAGGACACCAUGGCCACACGCUGAUCAGAGCGCCUAUCGACCAUGGCCCCACUGUAUACAAGGAUUACUGAAUCUCCUACCCAACGGUCCAGACGAUGGCGGCCUCGCAGUCAUGACUGGAAGCGCACCGCUCUUCCCAAAGUUCUUCAAAGAAAACGAUCCCGUAAUGCAGCCUGAAGGUGGUUGGAUGAAGCGAGACCACCUGAGGUGGAACGAUGUACAAAUGAAAUGGUUCGAGGACCACGGUUGUGAAUGGGUGAAACCCAGCCUAGAUCCAGGCGACUUCAUCCUCUGGGACUCCCGGGCUGCUCAUUAUGGAGCAGGACCAAUGUCUUCUAAUAAGCGAAUGGCUGUUUACACCUGCUAUAAACCCAUUAAGUUCUUGACUGAAGACCAAAGGCUUCGCAAAGUAGAAGCCUUCAAGCGAGGCUACAUGACGUCUCACGAUCCUACGGAUUUUGUGUUGAAAGAGGAACAGAUGGCAGACUGGAACAUCCUCCACCCUUAUGGUCCUCCCACUGUCAACAAGGAGACUCAGCAAGCGAUCGGGAUUAUCCCAUACCGGAAAGACUAG